Messenger RNA from Microplitis demolitor, 683 nucleotides. RefSeq lists its product as uncharacterized. The transcript is spliced from 5 exons. Gene Ontology annotation, molecular function: odorant binding. The record is from RefSeq and is a predicted model, not a curated record. Gene Ontology annotation, biological process: sensory perception of smell. Lineage: Eukaryota; Metazoa; Arthropoda; Insecta; Hymenoptera; Braconidae. The coding region runs from base 107 to 574 and encodes 155 amino acids.
AUAAAUAUAAGGCGUAAUUUCAUUUUAUUCAAUUCCAUAAGCAAAAUUCAUCAUUGCUAUACUAGCGUUAGAACAGUGUUACAAUUCAUAUAAUUACAAAAUAAAAAUGAGAUACUCAGUAUUCGUUUUUGUAGGAAUACUUUUUACAUUUGUCAUCACUUCCGAUGCUGAAUCAACUGGAGAAGAAGAAUGCCCAUUGAAAAAAGCUUUUCAAGAAAGCAUCGACGCAUGCAAGGAUAAAUUAUCGGAAGAAAACCUGGCUCUUUUGGAGAAAGAUGAGAAAGCUGACAAUGCGGAAAUCCGAUGUUUCAAGGCAUGCAUUUUGGACGACAGUGGUGUAAUGAGUAAGGGUAAAAUACAGAUUGAUAAAAUUGAAAAAGCAAUCAACGCUGCUAUUGAAAAUGCAAAAGAAGAUGAAGAUAAAGCUAAAGAAAUUGCAGAAUCUAUGAUUAACGGUGCUAAAAAUUGCGCUGGACCAGCUGAAGAAGGUGAAAAUGAAUGUGAAGUAGCACACCGUUUUAUUACAUGUCUUAAGGAGCAUGCAGAUGAAGAGAAGAAAAAACAUAAUGAAUAAUAAUUUUGUGAAACAAAUAGAUAAAAUAUCAUUCUGACGACUACUGAGUUUAACGGACAUGUAUUUUAUUAAAUAUUUUAAUUAAAUAUUAUUUUUAUUGCCAUGUCAA